AUGAUGAUGAAGAGAACACCUUCUUCCAAAUUAAGUUUAUUGAGAAGUAUGAAUUAUUCCAACAACAACAACAACUCAUUGAAUGGAAAGGGUUUGAAUUUAGGAUCAAAUUCUUCACAACAAAAUUCUUCUUCACAACAACCACAACAACAGAUGCGAGUGAUCAUGUUGGGAACGGGUGGAGUUGGAAAAAGUACCUUGUUCAAAAACAUUAAGCUCUUAUUCAACGGCGGAUUUGAUUCGGACGAAUUUCUCUCUUAUCGAGAAGUCAUUCUCUCCAACAUUGUCCAAAUGGUUCAAUUCGUCUUGCGAGCGCUCAUUACUUUAUUUCCAGAACACAAAAUUGAAAAACCAGAAAAUGAAGAAUUUGCGAAUAGCAUUCUGAGAUUGGAUUGUGAAGAUUUUAUUCAUAUUUUGAGGAUUGUGGAUGAGAAUUUUAUAACACGAGUUCAGAAAUUGUGGUUUGAAGAACCGGCCAUUUUAAGGGCUUAUCAUUAUAGACAUCGAUAUCAAUUACCUGUGGAGGAUUUACCUGAUCUGAUCAAACAAAUGGAUCAAAUCUAUUCAUUGCCAAAAACGAAACAUGUCAUGUCUUCCUAUGUGAAAACUACGGGAAUUGUGGAGACAGAAUGUGUUUAUAGAAAUACUCGAAUACGUGUUUUUGACACAGGUGGUCAACGAAAUGAAAGAAAAAAAUGGGUCCAUCUCUUUGGCUCCACCAAUGGCAUUAUAUUCAUCGUUUCACUCUCUGAAUACAAUCAAGUUUGCUAUGAAGAUGACAAAUCCAAUCGUAUGAAAGAAUCCUUAUUACUUUUUGAAGAAAUUGUCAAUGCCUCGUGUUUCGAACGAGUUCCAAUCUUUCUUGUAUUCAAUAAGAAGGACGUUUUUCUUCACAAAAUUCAAUAUUUUGACAUUAGUGAAGCAUUUUCAGAUCUUCCAAAUCACAUUCGACUUCACAAGCCAAUCAAAAAUUUUCACAAACUUGCCAACGAUGCCAAACGAAAACACAACAUUCAACAGAAAAAACAGAGACGAACUCCAGGAACUCUGGAAAGUGCACAAAAUCCAAAAACGAUGGAACGAUUUCAAAGAGCUCGUUCGGCCUCUAUUCAAAAACAAAAACGAAAGAAUUCACUUGCGGGAGUUUAUGGAUCGUCACCACUUCUUCCUCGAAUGUCACCUUCGAGAUUUGUGGUUGAAAAUCAUCAUUUAUUAUCAGAAGAAGAACAAUUCAAAAUUCGUCAAGAAAAUUGGCAGAAAAUUCCAAGUGAUAUUUUAAUUUAUAUCUGUUUCUUUUUGGAUGCUGUGGAUAUGUGUACUUUGAGUACAGUGAAUUAUGAAAUGUAUAUUAUUGCAACGUGUGACACUGUUUGGCGAUCUUUGUGUUAUAGUCUCAUGAAAGAUAUUGAUGAAGAACAUGUGGACCUUCUAUAUAAGGAAAGAUAUCAUUUAUUUGAACCGCAAUUGACUGGAAAGGUGAACAGUGAUGAAAGUCCUUCAUCAAUUGUUUCAUCUGUAUCGACGCCGACCACAACAACAACCAAAUCAAUGAACUCAUCUUCAUCUACUGGAAGUAUUUUGACUUCGAGCUUGAGCUCAGUCAUCUCAAGUGUCACCACCGAUAAAUCUCCUUCUUCGAUCAGUAAGGCCAUUUCAAUUCAGGGAAACGUUUUUUCAAGCUUCCAACCUCAACAAACCACCACCACUACAGUACCUGGUACUAACUUUACCAAUACUUUCAAUAUGAAUAAUAAUAAUGGUGUUCAACAACCAUGGUUUGGAGCUAAAGAUGGAAUUGGCAUUUCAAUCACUGCUACUCCAACCAUCCACAACCACCAACAUUCACAUCAUCAUUUCACUUCAUCCACCGUUAGCAUUUAUAGUGAUAGUAGUAGUGAAGAGGACCCCAACAUGUUGACCACGACGACGACGACGACGACGAGUAGUUUGUCAUUCAUGCCAGAAGAACGAGAGGAACGAGAAUUUAGAAAAAGAAAAUGGAGAUUCUUUUAUGAAAUUGGAGGAUAUGUGUAUCGAGAUUCGAUCAAGUAUAUUCAACAGCAAUUUAUUGAUUUGGCAAAAGAUGAACAACGAAGAGCACAAUUGUGGAGAGAUGUGAGAGUGACAAGUGCUACGAAUGCUUCCACGGUUCGAGAAUUAUUGGAAUAUGUUUUUGACACCAUCAUUGACGCGCAUGAAACUAACUUUGAUUUUGAUGAAGAUUUGUCUCCCAGUACACCGAGCUCUAAAUCUAAAUCUCCAAGAAGAGUUGCGAAUGGCAAAACCAAAAUGAGGAAUUAA
This is a messenger RNA of Naegleria fowleri, 2301 nucleotides long. RefSeq lists its product as uncharacterized. Lineage: Eukaryota; Heterolobosea; Eutetramitea; Acrasida; Naegleriidae. The record is from RefSeq and is a predicted model, not a curated record. Gene Ontology annotation, molecular function: G protein-coupled receptor binding; G-protein beta/gamma-subunit complex binding; guanyl nucleotide binding. Bases 1 to 2301 code for a protein of 766 amino acids. The transcript has 4 exons. Gene Ontology annotation, cellular component: heterotrimeric G-protein complex. Gene Ontology annotation, biological process: adenylate cyclase-modulating G protein-coupled receptor signaling pathway.